AUGUUAGACUGUCUGAGUGCUGAUGCUUGCUUGUAUUUGGCCAGCGUCUUGACGCUGCUUCGUGCUGUAGGAUGCCUGUGUGCAGUAGAUGCCAACCAAGAUUUGAUUGUGGCCGGGACACCUUUGGGUGCUCAUUUGCAGGUGCUUGCAACAUGCCUGGCCUUGGCCGGUGUUCCCACACUCAUCAUGGCCAACGUUGGCAUGCACAGACAUGUCGGCUUUUAUGUUAGAUUCUUCACAUAUUAUCUCGUCGGAUGCGUGAUCUUUGACGCAUUCAUCGCUCUCAUGCUGCCGAUGGGCAGCAACAUGUGCUCCGCCUUGGCAGAUCCGUACGUCCUGCAAGCAGGGCGUAUCUUUGUUUGCAGCUUCAUCAAUGCUACCUAUGCAUUUUGGGCAAUCGUCUUCAUUUUGUUCGAAGUUCAGCUUGUGCGAAAGGUGCACGAGCAGGCUCUGAUCAUAGAAGAGGGCGAAUUUGCGCAAUUGCUUCGCUAUGGGAAACAGCCAGCCGACUUCAAGGCUAUCGAAGCCAGAUGA
Messenger RNA from Symbiodinium sp. CCMP2592, 534 nucleotides. The record is from the annotation of a GenBank genome assembly. Lineage: Eukaryota; Dinophyceae; Suessiales; Symbiodiniaceae.